AUGCGACGCCGAAAAGUGCGCCGGUGCAACCCAGCUGGCUGUGAACCCUCAGACUCCACAGUGGCCACUGCCAUCCUAGUAACUAGGACACUCGAGAAGCCGCCGACUGCCAGCGUCAGACGCCCACGCAUCCGGUUCUUGCCCACAAAUGAUCGACAUUCAGCGUCAUGCUACCUCACCUCAGACCAUGCUGUUAUCCCGCAUUCUAGGGGUUCCUCUGCAGAAUUAACUUUCCGGCCUCUACAGGAGAAAGAGAUACCUGGCAGGUUACUGGGAUACCGGGUAAGUGCUAUUUGUGGACACUUCUUAGAUAGACGAUAUUUGGUGCCAUUUUUUGAAGGAUCACUUGAGCUGGAAGAGCUACGAUUAUUUCGAGGAGAAUCAGGGAAUAAAGCCCAAUCUAAAGGACUUUCACAUAAGCUUACAAAAGCAUGA
Protopolystoma xenopodis is the source of this 435-nucleotide messenger RNA. The record is from the annotation of a GenBank genome assembly. Lineage: Eukaryota; Metazoa; Platyhelminthes; Monogenea; Polystomatidea; Polystomatidae.